AUGGGUUGCUGCGUGUCCAGGCCGUCGCAUGACGAUGAUCCCCAGGAUGAACAUGAAACCACCGACAGAACACAUGACGCUCGCAAUUCUAUCUCCGCUACUUCCACCCAAACACAGACGCAGACUACUCGCCGCCGCACUAGGCGCGCGCCGGACCUCCCGCUGAGCGAGCACUAUAAUGAGCCGGUCCAUCUGCAUGUUUGGUAUAGCAAGCGACGCACCUGGACGCGCGCCGAGCUAGACCAAGAGCGCCGCGAAUUCUUCGAGACCCGAGUCACGGGGCGUCCCGAGGUAUGGGCGGCGCUAUCAACGGCUAUUACGCUGAUGCGCGAAAACGACCUAGCCACGGCGCAGAGCAUAGUUGAUGCAGUCGGUGUUACGAUCCCGACGGGGGAUCUCUGUGAAGGGUGUUAUGACGAGCAGGGCGUACUGUACCGCUUGCCGCAAUGUAUUGUUAACGAUCCCGAGAAUAUGGCGAAGACAAGUUGCCCCAGCCCCAACUCCACACAAGAUGAGAUUGAACGGGGGCAGGACGAGGAUAUGGAGGCGCUUUCCGAUGGCAAACUGGCUACGGAUGAUGCUUCGGGCGACGAGCUAAUCGCGGAAGAUGCCGAGCGCCGCCGCGACGAGAAGGGCAAGACGAGCGAGCGCGAUUUGAUUCGCGUGCAGGUCCGGCUUAGUGAUCGUGACGGUGGGGAUUUGAUGCUGAUGGUGGGCAAGGACCAGAGUGUGGGCUUUUUGGCUCGCAAGGUUCAGCAAGAGGGAGGGGUAUCAACUCACCAGCGUGUACGAAUCGUUUAUCUCGGCCGUAUGCUAAAAGAGCAUGAGUCGUUGCCCGAGCAGGGCUGGCAGAACGGUCAUGUCAUCAACGCUAUGAUAGUCGCGCGCCCCUCUCUCUCCUGA
This is a messenger RNA of Penicillium cinerascens, 903 nucleotides long. RefSeq lists its product as uncharacterized. The transcript has 3 exons. Bases 1 to 903 code for a protein of 300 amino acids. Gene Ontology annotation, molecular function: protein binding. The record is from RefSeq and is a predicted model, not a curated record. NCBI's taxonomy places the organism in Eukaryota, Fungi, Ascomycota, Eurotiomycetes, Eurotiales, Aspergillaceae.